Messenger RNA from Gigantopelta aegis, 7416 nucleotides. RefSeq names its product E3 ubiquitin-protein ligase UBR3-like. NCBI's taxonomy places the organism in Eukaryota, Metazoa, Mollusca, Gastropoda, Neomphalida, Peltospiridae. Gene Ontology annotation, biological process: protein ubiquitination; ubiquitin-dependent protein catabolic process via the N-end rule pathway. Bases 122 to 5539 code for a protein of 1805 amino acids. The record is from RefSeq and is a predicted model, not a curated record. The transcript is spliced from 37 exons. Gene Ontology annotation, molecular function: zinc ion binding; ubiquitin protein ligase activity. Gene Ontology annotation, cellular component: cytoplasm; ubiquitin ligase complex.
UGUAAAAAUAUACAAUUCAUGAUGUAAUAUAGAUAAGCAAAACAUUUAGAACGUCAGUUAUGCAGAAUAUUGCUUCUUCAUUCAAGCUAUUAUUUUAUUUUUAUUGCAUAUAACUCCAAUCAUGGCAUCUUCUGAAAUGCCAUCUGGUUCUGUGGCUCUUUCAAAACGAAGUAAGAGAAGCGUGGCAACGUAUUUUAAAGGAGAAUGUGGUAAACAGUGUAACCCACAGAAGUUGCAUGACUUCCUUGAACACAUUUUGAGUUCUGCCAGACCCAUUGAUGAGUUUGAAACAAUAGAUUGGUGCAAAUGGUUGAUUGCUGGAGGAUCAACAUUCGAUGAAUUUUCAAAAAUUGUUCGACAGUAUGACAAUGCUAUAACCUGUGGACUGGUGUGGACGGCAAACUUUGUGGCUUACCGCUGUAGAACAUGUGGCGUGUCGCCCUGCAUGUCACUGUGUUCAGACUGCUUCCAGGCGGGUAAUCACGAGGGCCAUGAUUUCAACAUGUUUCGCAGUCAGGCAGGGGGCGCUUGCGACUGUGGAGAUGUCAGUGUCAUGAACCCAUCCGGAUUUUGUAGACGUCAUGGUCCCGACCGACAGCAUCACAUGGUCCAUCCUCCUGGUGACAUUAUGGCAAACGCAGAGGCCAUGAUGCCACAGAUCUUCUUACGACUGCUCUACCACCUUAGAGACAACUGUAAACCAGAAAUGCGCAACUCGUAUGUUGUGACAAUGAUGGACGCUGAGCAGUAUAUGGGAUUCAUACAGGGACUCAGCGACAUGGGGGCAGCCAUGCGGAACGUCAUGGCCAGCAUGCUCACCAAUACAGGCAUAUAUAAAAAAUUAACACAAGACCGACCCGGAGAUUACUGUAAAACUAGUCAAGAGAACUACACCUCCGCCCUCCAGAGCAUGCCGUACCCAGACAGCUUUGAAAAGCACCAAGACAAGCCUGGUUUACAGCAGGCUCUCUGUCACGAGACGUUUGUGGAGGAGCUGGUGUUCUGGACAGUCAAGUACGAGUUCCCACAGAAGAUGGUCACCUUGCUCCUAAGUCUUUUGCCUCACGACGGAUACAAGAAUUGUUUUACAAAGGCCUUCGUGCAGCACUACAGUCGAAUAUCUAUCGUCCUGGUGAAUGCUCUCGACAGAGUUACAGUAGCCAAUCGAGUUGUCCACGUCAGUGUUCAGCUGUUUAGCAACGAAGCCUUAGCAACCAAGAUGGCUGAUGAAUACAACUUGCUGUAUACCCUGGUGCUUAGUUUGACGAACAUGAUAGAAAACAUACGUGUUGGCAGUGCUCUGGAAGAAACGGACCCGAUGCAGGUGAAUAACUUCCACUCGGUGGCGGACUGCAGCCAUGAUGUGAUGAAGUCUCACUGCUACUGGCCAAUCAUCAGCGACUUCAUCAACAUGCUGUCUCACAGGAAGAUCGCGCUCCGCUUCCUCAAGGAUGAGGAGCUGGUCACACGCUGGAUGGAUCUCCUCGCUUACCUGCAGGGCAUGAACUUGAACCAGCGCGUCCUCACCCAGCAUGUUGAGUUUGAGUCGGACACGUACUAUGCCGCCUUCUCCGCGGAGCUCGAGAUUUCAGCCUCACCCAUGUGGUCGCUCCUCAGUCACUGCAGUGGACAGGAAAACUCGUACCACAUACUGCGAAUGAUUGCUGCUGCUCAGAUUGCAUUGCAGGACUGGUUUACAGCCAUCAACUGUAAAAACAACAUGAAGCCAAACCCAUAUCAGCUGACAUUCCACCUCCCACUGCACCGCUAUCUGGCGGCCUUCAUGAUGACGGCUGUGAAGAAUCUCGACAUCAAGUUGACCGACAUUCUGCCAGAAGAUGUUGCACUGAAAAAGAUCAUGAUUCACGUACUACAAAUACAGGUUUCCCUGGCUCAGAUCUAUGCUGGAAUGUGGGUGAGAAAUGGCAUUCAGAUUAAAGGUCAGGCUAUGACCUACGUCCAGUGCCACUUCUGUUAUUCAAUGGCUGAUGCCGAUUUAUACCUGCUGCAGGUUUGUGGUUCACAGCUGGAUCCAGAUUACUUUGUGAAAACCAUCUUGGAAAGGUUCCACCUGUUGAACUGGCUGUCGUUCUCCAGUAAGCCGUCUCACCUGAGCAUCCACCUCGAACCAUCCCACGAGACAGCCAUGUUGGAGGGGGCCCUUGCUCUGCUGUCCACCCUUCUUGGAAUCAGGACGUACCUCGGUAUUGGUGACAAAGAACUGGUUCGUUUGGAGAUGGCCUCUCUGCUGUGUAUGGGAGACCGACAACACAGCCAGCUACAGGAUCUGAUGCCGGAGAAAUCGGGUGUCUCGGGUCACGGCAAGGAGUACUUUGAAUCAACCUUGAAAGAGCUCGCUGACUACAAAGCUCCAGUGUUUGAAGCAGGAGGGGGAAUGCAGCAAGGAACCUAUGUUCCUAAAGCGUUCCUGUGGGAUACGGAGUAUGACCCUAUCCACGUGUCACUGCGAGCCAUCUACAAGCGAGAUCAGCAGGCCGCUCUUGACAGAUACACGGAACAUAUUCGACAGACUGGCAAAUAUCAGAAAAAGACAUCUCCGUGGCCUCCAUUCAAAAUCCCCGGACAUGUCAAUUCGUCUUACAAAGGCCUCUACAAAAUACUCAACUGCCGCACGAUACAAGCUUUUCUCUUCACCAUUCUCUACAAGGCUGUACACAAGGAGCUGAAUCUGCCAGACAGUGUCCUGUACUACACGAUCCACCUGCUAGAUCUCAGUCUCCACUUCAGUCCUAGUCACUCCACCAAGAGGGUUCACAGUCAGGGAACAGUGAAUGAUGGUCAGUUUCACAGGUGGUUUUCCUCAUCGGACAUCAAGCAGAAUGCAAGGGAGACAAUCCACGAAAUAGUGGUUCAGAAUCCGGUUUCGGAGACGGAAGAGGCGGACAGCUGCACGGUUAAUGUUGACAUGGACACCAGCACACUGGAAGAAAUGUUUCAGCUGGCACCAAGUACUGCUUCUUCACAUGGUGGACCAAUCACAGCAAGCCAUCUUUCGGGUAUUCCUUCCAUGAUGUCACUUCCUGGAUCAUCUGGUGGUAGUCCAACAUACGCACUGGCUUUACCGACAUCUCACCCACCGGGCAGUCCCACUCAAGUGAAACCAAAGUACGAAAGCCGGGGAGUUGUCACGGAGCAGUUUCAUUCAACUCCUUACCCGGUCAAUGAAAACUUAAUAACGCUGCUGGUGAAGCUACAUAACAAGUUGUCUGGGAAGUCUAAUUCAUACGCCUGCAGUACUUGUGAGGGCGGCGGAGCCAAACCGUCUGAAGCAGCCGUGGGCGAUGGUCCCUUUUACGUGGGACGGUUUCUCGACAGACUGUGUCGUCAGAGUUCAGAGUGUGCGAAACUCGUGUCGGAAAUAGCUGCCACCAGACAGCAGAAAGAAAAGGACAAGAAACAGGGACAGACUGUUAAUCAGGAAGAAAGACGAAAAAAGGCUUGGGAACGCCAGCAAAAACUGAUGGCAGAAUUUGCCUCAAAGCAAAAGGCGUUCAUGGAACAGGCAAUGGAAGAAGAAGAAGAUGCCUCAGAGGAGACCACACAGGAAAAGUCCAAGUCGGAGGAGAAACUGCUGGACUGUGUGAUCUGUGGUCAGAGUACACCAUCCACCGGAGACAGUCCAGUCGGUCUUGUCGUCUUCCUACAGUCGUCCAGUGUUCUUGGACACCGGUUGCGGAGUGAGAAGCCGCGGGUACUUCUUGAAGAUGGAUCUCAGUUACCCAAAGCACCGUGUGCCACGUUUUACAAAAAACAUUUAGAAACUCUUCUGAAAAACUUUGAGGAGGGCUCCUGUCAGAUGUCUCUCAACAUUGGCUGGGAGGGCGGAGUUGUGGUGCAGACUUGUGGACACUAUCUUCAUCUGACCUGUCACGGCUCCUAUUUAGAAUCACUUAAGACUCAGAACCCGACAGAGAACCUGUCAGUGAACAAAGGAGAAUAUUGGUGCCCGCUGUGUCGACAGCUGUCAAAUUCUGUCAUCCCAGUUGUGCCUGACGAAAACAAGUUUACAUUGGUGAAGCCCGUGUCACCUGACCCCCACCAGAUGGCGUUUGAUCUGGCAGAGCUGAUGGUUAAGAGACCUAUUACACCUGGAUCGGCCAACUUAACAAAAGCCAUGGGGAGUGUGAUGGAGGACUUGACGAAUUCUACACAUUCAGCAUACAAGACCUACACCAUGUCACACGGCUCCGAAUGUGUUCUGCUCUUUGUUUGUUCUGUAGCAAGAACUAACCUUGAAGUUGAAUUGUUACAAAGAGGUGGAACUCUAGAUAAGCCACCACCAUCCAUCUUUACAAAGAAAAACUGCUUCCUUCCCAUGCUGCAUGUGUUGAGUCUACACAGCAAACUGCUGACAAUGAGACCCACGCCGUACACGGAUCUGUGGGCGCACAUCACCGGUGUCAGUCUCACUGGAGAUUCUACCAGUGUGACGAAGUACCAGAAAAAUGUUCCACUUUUGUUGAAAGAUGUUACAGCUUUGUUAAUACAGUUUAUUCUGACUCUUCCAAUUUCAAUGGAAACAGAGCACUUUGACUUCCUAGUACAGAUGUUGUAUAAUGUUGUGUAUGUCCAAGCACUGGCUGUGAUGAGCUGCAAGUUCACGUCGGAGGAACGUGAAGCAUGGAGAAAGAAGGGACAAAAAGUUCCUUUUGAAACCAUGGAUGGUAUUUUGAGUCACAUAAUCACCCGCCUCAGUCUAAGCAGACUAUUUGAUGAUGCUGACAAGGAAAAAGGUGUAUCGGCUUUUUGCCAGAGUGUUUGGUCUCCCCAAAGUGUGGAAGAUGCCAUUGAGGAGUUUGUUCUGCCGUUUUUGAGAAUAGCUGCACUGUUGAAACAUCAUUUGUUUGGGAUAGAGUUCUCCCCAUCUGAGGGUAGUUCAGAGUUCCAGUACCUUGCGGUGUACCUUGGUCUGUUGAGUGCGCCCACAACACAACGUGAUCUUAACGCGAUGAUCUGCAUGCGAUGGGCCGUGCCAAACCCAAUCAAACUGACACAGGCCUGGUGUACCGACUACCUCAACUUCGUCAGCAUCAACUUCGUAGAUGGAAAGUCCCUGUUGCUGGUGAAGCCCAUGUGGAAUGGCCCCCACCUGAUCAUCCUGCCCGACCAGUACUACCGCAUCUUCCAGCGUUUCCGCAGCCAGAAGUGUGAGGUGUGCAACAAGCCGCCACGUGACCCGACCAUCUGCCUCAUCUGUGGAGACUUCCUCUGUUUCCGCGACUCGUGCUGCCGGCAAAACAUGGUCUAUGAGUGUGUACAGCAUUCGGUGACGUGUGGUGGAGGGACAGGGAUAUUCCUGCUCAUCAACUCCAGUGUGAUUGUCGUGAUCCGCGGACCGCGCGCCACUCUCUGGGGCUCCAUCUACUUGGAUGAACAUGGGGAAGAGGACCGUGAUCUAAAGCGUGGGAAACCUCUGUUUCUGAGUAAAGAGCGGUAUGAAUUGUUGGAAACACAGUGGCGCUCACACAACUUUGACCAUGUCUGCAAGAAGUGGAUAUGGCACAGAGACCGACUGUAAAAAGAAAGAAAAGAACAAUGAGUGUUUUUUCUUCAGAUUCUUUUUUUAAAUAGCACUACUGUGUUGCAGGCAGAUAGUGUAAUAGUCGUGCCCAAAGCUUUGAACUAUGGUUACAUUAACCUCAAGAUACUGGAUUAUUUUGUUUUUAAAAUUAACAAUUUAAAAAAAAAAAAACACAUUUAGGAUUAGUUAUUUACAGAUGCAUUUUUUUGUUUGCGAAUUAUUUAGUGUCAAUAUGGUUGAGAUGUUUUUGUAAAAUGGUUUUGCUAUCUUUUGAUUAUCGAUAGGGAUAUGUCACCAGUCAUGUGCUGUUGGUGACAUCACAACCAGCUUGACCGUUUAUUAAGUGCUGCAUACAAAUAGAAUGCCUGCUACAUGCAAAUAUCGACCUCCGUUCUGUAGUGGUUAAGCCUUCCAAUUUAAGGCAGGCUAGUAGGUACUGGGUUUGCAGCCUGGUACCGGCUCCCACCCAGAUUGAGUUUAACGACUCGGUGGGUAGGUGUAAGACCACUACACUGACUUUUCUCUCACUAACAACUAAUGACGAAUCCACCAUCCUGGACAGACAGCCCAAAAGCACUAAUUUACAGUUGAUAGAUUGUUGACUAAAGACAUUUUUAACAGAUGUUGUUGAGUAGUCGUUUGAGGUUAGUAGAUGUCACAGCAGUUAUUUUUUAGUUUGAACUGACUUGCAUAACCAUGUUGAUCUCGAGUUAAGACUCAUCAGUUUGCAGACCUAAUCCAGGUGCAUUGUCAGAAUACAUGUAUUUCUAAAGGUCUUCAUCUUAAACUGACCAAAGGCAUAUCCGAGGUAACCAUUACAGUCAAAAAUUAACCUGGUAGUUAAUCGUCUGCUAGUUGGAGUUCCCACCAAAUUUAGCUUCAGAUCAAUUUUUGUAUCAGUUUUUAUUUUCCAAAACGUACCUACAUGUACAAUUAACAGAUGCAUUAUACAGUUGUAUCAGCUCUUCAUUUUGUUCACAGUGGACAACCCUGGCAAUUAACCAGAUCAGUCAGUAGUGUCGUGGAGAUUAUUUUAUUAUUAAUUAUUCAUUUUUUAUAAUAAUGACAAAUUAAAACUUCUCUCUUACACAAACGACAAGACUGCCAUGACUAUUUUUUACAUGACAUUUUUUUUUUUUUUUUCUCUGCUGCCAUUUUCUUAAUUGCCAGAGUUGUGAAGCUGUGAGCCAGCAAGUUAAAUAAUAGACCGUUUCUUAUUGGUCUGUUAUUUUACAACAUAAUGUACAGGUACACUAUUCGCUGUUUAAGUUCAAUGGACCUCAGUGUAUGUACAUUGAUAGCAUUGAUUGCAGGCGGAUGUUAUUAUUAUAGAAGGUUUGCCUGCAUUGGCAUCAGAGAAACAUCUGUAAUACAGGUUACCAUAGCACUUUGUGCACUACCUCAAACAUAUAAAUAAUAAUUUUGUUUACCAUAAGACUGUUCAAGCUGGUUGCUUAAGUCUGCAUUUACUAAUAAUUAUCUGUUUAAUCUUUGUGGUUUUUCAAUCAGUGUUCUUGGGGCAACUAUGUUGUUAAGUAUGUACAGUUUUACAUAAUACUGAAUUGAUCCUUGUUCAUGGACUGCACCUCUGGUAUAUCACGAUACUAUGUGAUACGCUGCCUAUGUUUAUUUAAAAGAUGCCUUGUGGCUAAUUGAAAAGGGUAACUUAAUGGGCAAAUUUCCACCUAAUUUUACGAUGUCACAAUUACUGUAUACAUGUAGUUGACAUUUUUAACUCAGUGCUGCACAACUGUGGUGUGAAUGUUAAACAAAAUUGUAGUUCUUUUUAAAUGAAGUUAUUCUGUAUAUAUUUUGUGUUCAAAAUUUCAUUUAACAAAAAAAACUUUGAAUGAAGUGUGAGUGGUAAAGUUAAA